Molecule: messenger RNA, 2187 nt
Organism: Oxyura jamaicensis (ruddy duck)
Lineage: Eukaryota; Metazoa; Chordata; Aves; Anseriformes; Anatidae
Gene: GPR153
Product: G protein-coupled receptor 153
Exons: 6
Coding region: 281-2089 (602 amino acids)
Biological process (GO): G protein-coupled receptor signaling pathway
Cellular component (GO): membrane
Molecular function (GO): G protein-coupled receptor activity
Source: RefSeq, a predicted model, not a curated record
AUCUUGCUGACUGGCACGACACGGGGCUGCGGGCAGCUUCCCGCUCCGGGGGCGAGGAGGUUGUGUCGGCAGCGCCGUGGCUGCCAGCUUGCUGCUUCUUCCCGAGGAGUCUAAUUAUAGCUGCGAGACUGUGGUGCCUCCUCUCCACCCGCUAACGUGCCCGUGCUGGAGGCCCUCAGGCACAUCCUUGGUGCUGGGCUCGGCGGCGCCCAGAACCAGCCUUGAUGGACCGCAGCGUGCCCUAGGAUGCCUGCGGCCGCAGCCCCGCAGCGCCUCGCCAAUGGUGCCGCGUCCCUCCACCAUGCGCGAUGAGCAGCGGCUGCCCGGCAAUGCGGUAGCCUGGCUGGCGUGCGCCGGGGUCUCGCUGCUCACCAAUGCCUGGGGCAUCCUCAGCAUCAGCGCCAAGCAGAAGAAGUGGAAGCCGCUGGAGUUCCUGCUGUGCUCCCUGGCGGGGACCCACAUCCUCAACACCGCCAUCCCCAUCACCACAUACGCGGUGGUGCAGCUCCGGCGGCGGCGCUCAGGCUACGAGUGGAAUGAGGGCCUCUGCAAGGUCUUCGUCUCCACCUUCUACACCCUCACACUGGUCACCUGCUUCUCUGUCACCUCCCUCUCCUACCACCGCAUGUGGAUGGUCCGCUGGCCCGUCAACUACAGGCUGAGCAACACCAGGAAGCAAGCUGUUCACACUGUGAUGGGGAUCUGGAUGGUCUCUUUCAUCCUCUCCACGCUGCCGGCAGUAGGGUGGCAUGACACCACUGAGCGCUUCUACGCCAGGGACUGCCGCUUCGUCGUGACGGAGAUCGGCCUGGGCUUCGGCGUCUGCUUCCUGCUCCUCAUCGGGGGCAGCAUGGCUGUGGGCGCCGUCUGCAUUGCCAUCGCCCUCUUUCACACCGUCUGGGGUCGGCGCGGCCCCAACCCCAGCAAGAACCGCUUCCACGUGCCCACCAUCGUGGUGGAGGACGCCCAGGGCAAGCGGCGCUCCUCCAUUGACGGCUCCGAGCCCAUCAAGACGUCCCUGCAGAUCACCUACCUGGUCACCAUCAUCGUGCUCAUCUACGACGUCCUAAUGGGCUUCCCGGUGCUGGUGGUGAGCGCCGCCAGCCUGCGCUCGGACGCCUCCUCUGACUGGAUGGUGCUGUGCCUCAUCUGGUGCUCGCUGGUGCAGUCCCUGCUCCUGCCCCUCUUCCUCUGGGCCUGUGACCGCUACCGUGCCGACCCGCGCGCUGUCUGCGAGAAGUGCCGCGCCGUCCUGGCCAGCGACGACGGGGACGAAGAAAGCAGCCUGGAGGGUGCUGCGGCUGGCGAGCUGGUGUACGACCGCCCCUACGAGUACGGCUGCGUGGCCGAGGUCCUGGCGCUGGACCCCGUCGCCACACGUGACUUCUCGGCGCUGGAGCGGGGCCUGCCCCCAGUGAGCCCCGCCAGGACGGAGCCAGGGGACCGUAUGCAGUACCUGCAGGUGCCCCCACUGCGGCGGUUCUCCCACGACGAGACGGACCUGUGGACCAGCAGCCAGGUUGCAGCCUACCUGCAGCACUGGGGGCCCGGUGGGGAGGCAGUGGGGCUGGCGCGGCUCCUUGCUCCCCGCCGCGACCGGCCCCACCAUGGCUUUGUCCCCUGCCCUGAGGAGCAGCUCACCUACCGCCGCCGGCGCCGCUCCGCCGACAGCCUGGCCUCCCCGCUGCACGUCCCUGGAGAGGGCCUGCGCCUGGCCGACCUCCGUGGCCUCGGCGGUGAGGAAGGGGCUGCCGGGAGCCCGGGGCGCUCGGCCUCAGUGGCACUGCUGCCCGUGGCCGUGCCGCACCAGGCCAGCCUGCUGGCUGCCUUCCCGCUGGCCACCCUCCAGCACGAGCCCCGGGCGCUGCCUGGCCCGCCGGGUGCCCUCGCCGUCCCCGGGCCCCGGCUGGCCCCCGAGGACCCGGCGCGGCUCUUUGCCCCGCGGCCUGCUGAGCGCUGCGGGGGCCGGGCGCUGCGGCCAGGCCUUGGGGACGGCGGCCGGGGCAGCAGCAGCAGCCUCCUCAGUUCACCAUCGGCUUCCUCGGGGUACGUCACAUUCCUCUCAGGGUCCAUCGGCUCGGCCUCGUAGGGCCUGGACGGGACAGGACGGGCGUUACUGGACAGAACGGGCUGGGCGUUAUGGCACAGAACGGGAGCGAACAGCACGGGGCCCUGCCAUGCCCUGCG